This is a messenger RNA of Chenopodium quinoa (quinoa), 2928 nucleotides long. Its product is annotated as G-type lectin S-receptor-like serine/threonine-protein kinase SD2-5. The record is from RefSeq and is a predicted model, not a curated record. The transcript is spliced from 2 exons. Lineage: Eukaryota; Viridiplantae; Streptophyta; Magnoliopsida; Caryophyllales; Amaranthaceae. The coding region runs from base 590 to 2014 and encodes 474 amino acids.
UUGGUGAUAAUCCCUUUAAGAAAAUAAUUAUUACUUUAUAAUUAAUUUAUAAGUAGCUAAUUAAUGUGAGGAUUUUUAAUACAUGAGAAUAUAUAUUGCGGGGGGAUCCGGGACAUCACCCGAGGUACAUACUAGUUAAGAGAAUAAAGUUUUUGCGUUCAAUAUCCCCGUUGUAAUAUAAAGUAAUUUUUACCCGUUCAUUAAAAAAAAAAUCGACAAAUCAGCUAAAGAUCGACAAAUUAGCUGGCCGAGUGGCUUCUGUGAUUACCAUAUGCAGCACAACAAGAUCUCCUUAUUGAUAAUGCCUCCCACCAUAGCUAAAAGUAACCUCUUUUUGGUACGACAAACAUCAUUAAUAAACACAUAAACUUUCAUAAACUGUACACUAGCAGAAUUAUAUUACCAGACAAAAACUUUUUUAAAAUAUAAAAUGAAAUAAAUAAAGCAUAGAAAAUUAUAAAAGUAACAAACUUUUAGUUUAUUUUUUGACCCCAAAAUACGUACCCACCAACCCCAACAAUCUAUCUAGAAAAAAACAUUCAAAUGUUUCUACUAAAAGUCAUAAAAAUACUGCAUAACAGUAUAACAAAUGAAGUUAAUCUAUACAUUAUGUUACAUAAGUUUGGUAUUUUUUAUGUUGAUAAUAUUUGGAUGUUGCAAGUCUAACAAUGUUUCAGUUGGUUAUACGUUCACCUUAGCCAUUCCAAGUGAUUAUAGUGGAGAUUUCAAUGGGAAGGCUUACUUAAUGGAAACUGAUCAAAUGCCGCUCAAUUUCAGGACCGCAAUUAGCGUUGAGGCUAUGGAUGGCCGGUACGCGUGCUCGUUACAAGUCUUCCUAGGCAGUGUUAUGGUUUGGAGUUCAGGGCAUGUUUCUAAGUUUUAUACAUCUGAUAGUUGUGUGCUCGAGCUCACGAAAAUGGGAGAUCUUCGGUUGAAAGGGGUGAAUGACGACGAUAUUGGUUGGCGUACUGGGACUUCUGGACAAGGUGUGCAGAAAUUGCAGUUGCUUGAAAGUGGAAAUUUAGUCCUAGUUGAUGCUCAAGAAAACAUAAAGUGGCAAACAUUCAAUUUUCCAACAAACAUCUUACUCUUGGGGCAGAGACUAAGUGUAGCUACUCACUUGACCUCAUUUCCUACUAACAAAUCUUCGAGCUCGUUCUUUUCGUUUGAGAUUCACCAUGACAAGGUUGCACUCUACUUGAAUUCAGGUAGUAACAAUAACAGCAACAACUACAAGUAUUCCUACUGGGAAUUCCAACCUUCCGAAAGCAGAAACCUUACCUACAUCGAGUUAGCUUCAAGGGGCUUGGAGUUCUUUGAUGACAAAUACCGAAACUUCUCACAAAUUUUUGCACCUUAUCAAGAUUCAGCACGAUUCCUAGCCCUGGAUAACAACACUGGAAACCUCGGUCUUUACUACUACUCACCCUACAAGGACAAGUUAGAGGCAUCAUUUCAAGUCCUAAAUACUACUUGUGAUCUUCCCCUGGCUUGCUCUGCCUAUGGAAUUUGCACAUUUUCUAGGACAUGUUCGUGUAUAAGAAUGUUAGCAAGGGACCAAGAUAGUUCAAACGGCGAUUGCAAUGAAGAGUUUAUCACAGGAAAUCAGUGUGGCAAAGAUGAGGUAGGGAUCAUGCUCGAGUUAAAAGAUGCUGAUAGUUUACUAAAGAAUGCUACUUCAAUGAGUAAUAGUAGCAAAACAAGAUGCGCGAAUUCUUGCUUAAAUGACUGCACUUGUGCAGCUGCAUUAUACUCAUCACGCACUAGGGAAUGCAUGUUCUUUGAUAUGGUUAGAGGGGUUAAACAAGUUAAUCGAGGAAGCGGGUUGAGUUACAUGGUUAAGGUUCCUAAGGGAAGAAUUGGGAAGCAUAAGAAGAGAGCUUUGCAAAAAUGGGUUUUGGUUUUGAUACUUGUUGCUGAUGGAAUAGUUCUGUUUUUAGUACUUGGAGGUCUUGGGUAUUUCUUGGUUUGGAAGAGGAAAAAGAGGUUAAGAGAUAUGAAUUGUUCUUCAUAACAUAAAAGUGUAAGCCUAGAUUUUGGGAUGUCAUUCUUUUAUUUUAAAGUGUCCAUUUUGAUCUCAAUGAACAAAAUUUUGAUAGUUUAGUUGAGUCAAAACGUUGCAUAAAAAAAAAAAGGUUGUACUUUUGGUUAUAAAAAGUUUGUGUACUUGUUGCUUUUGUUUGAAAGCCUAAGUGGCUUCCGCACUCAAGCCAAUGAAUAAUAGGCUGAUUCAAGGCUUUGAUUAAUAUAAAGGGUAAUUUUACCCAUGUAAGCAAUUAUGAAAUAGGACUUAUAACAAUAAACAUAGUUCAAGCUUGCUGCCAAAGAUUUAUUGGAUGCAAUAAAUCCAUAUUACAUACUAUAGUAAUAACUACUAAUUUAUAUUUUCCCUCCUAAACCUCUUCAUUUACAAUUACAAAAUUUUAAAAAAAAAUUAUAAAUUAUUUUUUUAAAAAAAUUAUGAGCUCAGAAGCGCCUAAACACAUCAACUAAUCAGAGAAUUGUGGAGGACCCUCCUUCCACUUUGGCGCAGCUAUCCUCACUGCUCAUAUUAAACAUUGUUCAGCAAAUUAUUUAAAGAUGUUGUUUAGCUUUAAGAGAGGCAAUGUGGAAUUUAUAAGGUCUUUUUUUUUUUUUUUUUUUUUUUUUGACAAAGAGUUCUAUAAAUGAAAAGCAUGAUUACAACCUAAACUAAGUAAAGAAAGCAGGAUUACAUGAUAGAACAUUGGGGGUCGGACCAUAUAACUUCUUACAUUUAGGAAACCAAGUAUACCCAGUGGGACAUGAUGCUAUUCUUUUAGAGCCGCUUAACCUGCAAAACAAAGAGUUAGUCAAACAUGCUGGAGACCUACUUUGCAGAGUGACAUAUUUCCUUCUAAACCUGGGACGGGGAGACGACACAAAACCCAACAAUAUAUCAGAGGAGGA